Molecule: messenger RNA, 1620 nt
Organism: Botrytis sinoallii
Lineage: Eukaryota; Fungi; Ascomycota; Leotiomycetes; Helotiales; Sclerotiniaceae
Exons: 5
Coding region: 1-1620 (539 amino acids)
Source: RefSeq, a predicted model, not a curated record
AUGGCCACAAUUCUAUUCAACGAAGGGCACCCCGGACCCAAAUACGCCCAAGAUGCCCCAACCAAAAAACAGCUUCUGAACAAUAUCAUCGACGGCAUGGCCCGAACACGACCCAACGCACUCUGGGCCGUAACACCCAUCUCAUCCACCAGCUACUCUGAAGGUUUUCGAAAAGUCACAUAUUCCGCGCUUGCAAAUGCCGUGAAUGGUAUUGCGUGGUGGUUAACCGAUCAGCUUGGUUCUGGAUUCGGAAAGGAUUUUCCAACUAUUUGUUAUAUGGGUUGGAAUGAUCUGAGAUAUGUUACUAUGGUCUUAGGUGCAGUGAAAGCCGGCUAUAAAAUACUUCUCGUCUCGCCUUAUAACAGUAAUGAGGGAAACACCAGUCUAUUCAACGCACUGGACUGUCAAGUUUUAGCAACUACAGAUCCUGUUCCAAUAGGAGUGCCCGUUUUACGCACCAUUACUGUUCCAAAUGUCAGCGAGCUUCUAGAUAAAAGUUACAAACAUUUUCCCUUUAGCAAAACUUUCGACGAGGCCAAGGAUGAACCUCUGGUUUGUCUUCACACGUCCGGAACGACUGGUCUACCGAAACCUGUUAUCUAUCCUCACGGCUUUGUAUCGACAUAUAUGAGAAUGGCGCAAUUGGCUUCCCCUGAGGGUUUUGAAUCGAGAGAAAAGCAGUACCAAGGCACACGAGUUUUUAUGAACCUUCCACCAUUUCAUGCAAGUAUAUCUAGUUCAUUCAACUAUCUGUUUGAGGUUAUGAUAGGCAUCAAGCAUAAACGCACUAUCCGAAUCACUAGCCAAUCAGAACAUUGUCAUAUUCCCUCUACCAAUGGAACGAGCUACCGCCUCAUCGCUGGUCGAGAUUAUGAAACACACGCCAGUAGACGCACUAUGUGCACCUCCAUGGAUGGUACACGAGAUUGCGACCAAUCCCGAAAUCUUAGAAGAAUUGAUGGCCCGGAAACUCGACGUUAUAUGUCAGGAGAAUGGCCGGCAGAAGAUUGGAAAUAUCAAUGUACUCAUCCUGCUGCAGGUUUGGAAUAUCGGGCUUUCUCAGACGAUGAUCAGCUUUAUGAAGCAGUCAUCGUACGGAAUUCCGAUCCUGAGUUUGAACAACCAGUGUUCAAACUCUAUCCGGAUUUGAACGAGUAUUCUACCAAGGAUUUAUUCUCUCCUCAUCCCACAAAGGAAGGGUUAUGGACAUACCGUGGGCGUACCGACGAUAUGAUUUUGGUGGUUGUGGAUAAUGUGGCAACUCGUCCAUUCAAUCCACAGUUUAUGGAACAUGCAGUGACAAACCAUCCUGAUGUCAAGGAUGGAGUUAUGGUUCCCGCUGGAAAGUUUUUCAACGAGAGAUUUGCAACCAAAACUGCACUUCUUGUUGAUUUGAAAGAUAGCAUUGAUGCGACAGCUCUUGGCUAUGAAGAAAAGCUGAUUGAAGAAAUUUGGACUAUUGUUAAUGGUAUCAAUGAGAAGUACAGAGAAGAAGCUUGGGUGCGGAAGGAAUGCAUCAUGAUUGCCAAACCACAGAAACCCCUUCCGAGAAGCCCAAAAGGCUCUAUUCAACGGGCUAGAGCUAUGGAAUUGUACGCAAAAGAGCUAGAGAGUCUCUAA